GGGGAAGCCGGGGGGGCGGAAGGGAGGCGCCCCGCUCCGCCGAUCUCUCGGUCUUGCAAACGCGCGCCGGGCGCUUUCCCCGGAGCUCCGCGGUGCGUGCGAGUGCCCUUUUGCAGCAGCCGCGGCGGCGGCGGCCCGAGGGGGCGGAGAGGAGGGGGUUGCGGCCGGGCUACUGGGGGGCGGCGUCCCCACUCAAAACCGCCUGCAAAGAGCUCCGGGCUGCAGAAGCAGGCCGCUGGCUCCGCGGAGCAAGCUGAUAGUCCCAGAGCUAAGCGGGCGCGCAGGGCUGCCGGGCAGUGCCACGGUUGCUGGUGGGCGCCGUUGCCCUCGGCGAGGGACCCGGGCUCACCAUGCCCCUGCGGGACGGGGCCGCCGGGCGCAAGCGGAUCCCCGGCUUGCCCCCGCCUCAACGCGCUCGGAUUAGCUGCAGCCGGCGCCCAAGGAUUUGAAUCCGGACCCCGGGAGGGAACGCGCCUAGGCCGACCUCAGAGUGGUGGCCCCGCGGCCAACAUGCUUCGCAAAGGGCGCUGCGUGGAGCUCCUCCUGCUGCUGCUGGCUGGGGAGCUGCCCCUGGGCGGCGGCUGCCCGCGGGACUGCGUGUGCUACCCGGCGCCCAUGACCGUCAGCUGCCAGGCGCACGGCUUCGCUGCCAUCCCCUCGGGCAUCCCGGAGGACAGCGAGCGCGUCUUCCUGCAGAACAACCGCAUCACCCUCCUCCAGCAGGGCCACUUCAGCCCCACUCUGGUCACCCUGUGGAUCUACUCCAACAAUAUCACCUUCAUCGACCCCAGCACCUUCGAGGGCUUCGUACACUUGGAGGAGCUGGACCUCGGCGACAACCGGCGGCUGCGGACGCUGGCGCCGGAGACCUUCCAGGGCCUGGUGAAGCUCCACGCCCUCUACCUCUAUAAGUGUGGGCUUGGUGCCCUGCCAGCAGGCAUCUUCAACGGCCUGCACAGCCUGCAGUAUCUCUAUCUGCAGGACAACUACAUCGAGUACCUCCAGGACGACAUCUUUGUGGACCUGGUCAACCUCAGCCACCUGUUUCUCCAUGGCAACAAGCUGUGGAGCCUGGGCCAAAACACCUUCCGGGGGCUGGUGAACCUGGACCGGCUGCUGCUGCAUGAAAACCAGCUGCAGUGGGUCCACCACAAGGCUUUCCAUGAUCUCCGCAGGCUGACCACCCUCUUUCUUUUCAAUAACAGUCUCUCUGAGUUGCAGGGCGACUGCCUGGCACCCCUGGGGGCCCUGGAAUUCCUCCGUCUCAACGGGAAUGCCUGGGACUGUGGCUGCCGGGCGCGCUCCCUGUGGGAAUGGCUGCGGAAGUUCCGAGGCUCCAGUUCUGCCGUCCCCUGCGUGUCCCCAGAGCUGCGGCAAGGUCAGGACCUGAAGAUGCUGAGGGCCGAGGACUUCCGGAACUGCACGGGGCCAGCGUCCCCGCACCAGAUCAAGUCACACACGCUCACCACCACAGACAGGGCUGCCCGAAAGGAACACCAGCCAUCCCACAGCCCUGCCAGGGACAAGGGCCACCCCCACGGCCAUCGGCCAGGCUACAGGAAGCCAGGCAAGAAUUGCACCAGCCACAGGAACCGCAACCAGGUCUCCAAGGCAGGCACUGGGAAGCUGGCCCCCGAGCUGCAGGACUAUGCCCCGGACUACCAGCACAAGUUUGGCUUUGACAUCAUGCCCACGGCACGGCCCAAAAGGAAGGGCAAAUGUGCCCGCAGGACCCCCAUUCGUGCCCCUAGCGGGGUGCAGCAGGCCUCCUCAGGCACUUCCCUGGGGGCCUCUCUCCUGGCCUGGAUACUGGGGCUGGCGGUCACUCUCCGCUGAGGACCCAGGGUGCCAGCUCCCAGCACUGCCACAUGUCCACCAAGGAACAGAAUUUCUUUUCUUUUUUUUUACAAGUGGAGGAGCUGCUGGAUUUCAGGCAAAGGCGGGUAAAGGCUUUGGCUGCUGUCUGGGCCCUGCCGGGUGGAUUAUAAACCCAAAGUGUACAGCCCCAAGCGGGAGGGGUUUAGCGCAUCACACCCAGCUGCUCCAGCCAGCCCUGACCGACCACCCACAGACAGCAUCCAUCCGGCAAGGCACGCAGAAUGAAUCCUUCAUUAGCAGCAAUGGGACAGUGCACGUGGGAGCUGGGCUGUGUGGAAUCCUGGUCAUUUGGAGAGGUCUGAAGGCCCUUGACAUUCCUGGAGGAGGCAGGACUCAGAACAGACGAGGCUCAUUCAAGAGGCUGGGUGGACCUGCUAUCUGGGAGCACACAAGCAGCUGGCAUCUGGGCUCUUGCCUGAGGUCACUUAGUCAACCUGCCCUGAAUCCCACCUUGUGCCACCUUCAGUCCCUCCCUUGGGGGUAACUAACACCUCUCAUUCCUGAUGUCUCAGGCAACCCUGGCAGACCCAGGCCCAACUGCUGGGCUCCAAGAACCAAUUACCAAAGGAAAGAAUAUCAGAGGCUGAAAUUUAGAACUUCAUCACAUGCAAUGAGGUUCUCACAGGAGGUGCAGUUUUAUAACUAUGUCCACUUAUAUAUAUACAUACUCUCUACAUAUAUAUAUAUAUUCACACACACAAAUGCACAGGUCCCCUCCCACUUCCUUACCAAACUGUAUGUCUUUUCAUGUUUAUAAACUAUAUGGAAAACCAUACCUGCUCAACUGAGGAUUGUAUUGGUGGUUUCCAGCAAGAAAAGAGACAGGAUUUUUGUAUAGAGUCCCAACCUGAUGACGAUAGUCCAUGUGUGAUGUGGGAUUGCCAGGCCCUGGGGCAAAGACUCAGUGGGGAGGGUCAGGGAAAAGGGGAGGUGACAGUCACUUCAGGGGACCAAUAUUCUUAUUUAGAGCAUCACCUUGUUUUUUAAAUGCAAACAAGCCUGUCUGCCACCCCAGAGCACCCCAUCACCCCCACGCUAGUAGCUGUUGGCAGCAGGAAGCCAGGCCCUGGAGACAGGCUGAAUGGAGAAGGGGAAGGAAGGGACUUUAGGUCUUUUAAGCUGAUGGGUGAGGCAGAAUCCACAGUGUUAGUCCAACAGGCUGGGCAAUGUUUUGCCAGUGAUGGUCUGGAAAGGCCAGGGAGACUCUGGGCAUGAGCCCAGGCCUCCAGCACGGCUCAGCUGCUGCAUUUCUCCUGGAGGCCCUUUGAUGGGCAUCCCAGCAAGGGUCCUGUGUAGGGUGGCAGGAGGGAAAGCAUCAGGUGGCCUUAGCAGAAAGGGAACAAAGAGGGCAUUUCAAGAACCAUCUCAGGCACUUCUGCGUUAUAGAGGCCCCAUCCCUCCUGGCCCUUCUGAAGAUGCCUGGGGACAGCCAGCAGCUGGGGGCUGGACUCCGCUCAGGAGCAGGGACGUGCAGGGAAUGGAGCAGGCCAGCCCAGACAGGGGACAGGGGCUCUGGUCAAGGUUGGCCAUGAUGCUGGCCAGGGCCUGGGCAAGCACCAUCUCCUUUGCUCUUUGCACAAAACUGAAUUCCCCAUCAGAGAAGAUGUAUGUGAGAAGCAAGAAACACUGAAUCCAAUUGAGAGAGAAAAAUAAUAAUAAAAAAAAUUCUCUUGGACAA
Molecule: messenger RNA, 3556 nt
Organism: Manis javanica (Malayan pangolin)
Lineage: Eukaryota; Metazoa; Chordata; Mammalia; Pholidota; Manidae
Gene: RTN4RL1
Product: reticulon 4 receptor like 1
Cellular component (GO): plasma membrane
Molecular function (GO): protein binding
Source: RefSeq, a predicted model, not a curated record